Fundulus heteroclitus (mummichog) is the source of this 5477-nucleotide messenger RNA. RefSeq names its product NACHT and WD repeat domain containing 1 (gene nwd1). The transcript is spliced from 18 exons. Lineage: Eukaryota; Metazoa; Chordata; Actinopteri; Cyprinodontiformes; Fundulidae. The record is from RefSeq and is a predicted model, not a curated record. Gene Ontology annotation, molecular function: ATP hydrolysis activity; protein binding. The coding region runs from base 60 to 5120 and encodes 1686 amino acids.
AAACAUCAGAGGCGCCGCUGGUUCCGGACGGACCGGGUCCAGCCGGGUUCUGUGUCGCCAUGGCAACAGGAGGCGUAAACAGAGCGAGGCUGCGGCUCCGCGGGGAGAACGGCUUGUUGUGGAGGAACCCUCAGAGGGAGCAGGCUGCAGCUGAGCCUAAAGACGAGCAGCAGCAGGAGGAGCAGGAGGCGCAGUCUGAGAAGAUGGCUGGAGGAGCAGCACCAGGAGGUCUGCAGGACCUCCUCACAGGACGCAGCACAGGAGCUCAGAGGAUGAGGAGCAACAUGAUCCGGGUCUUCGUCAGCUCCGCGCUUACAGACAUGAGCAGCGAGAGGAAAGCUCUGCUGGAGAAGGCCUACCCAGAGGUCCAGACCUUCUGCCGCAGCCUGGGGCUGGUCUUUGAGGUGGUGGACCUAAGCUGGGGGAUGAGGAACGUCCCGUGUGGAGACCAUGAGGCCUGGGAGGUCUCCCUGCAGGAGAUCCAGACGUGUAGGAGGAUUUCUGCUGGGCCAGCCUUCGUUGGCCUGCUGGGGAACCGCUACGGCCAUCGAGAACUUCCUCGCCUCAUCCCAGAGAAGCAGUUUGAGGUUCUUCUUUCCAAGAUGGUCAAGAACCCGGACGGUGUGAAGAAACUCCAAGAGUGGUUCCUGAAGGACAGCAACUCUGUCCCGCCCACCUACGUCCUCCAGCCAAUCACCACACCUGAGACCGGCCGUCUCCAUGACAACGACCUUCUGUCCUGGCGCCUGACGGAGAGUCAGCUGCUGCAGCUGCUCCGCUCCGCCGCCGCUGAGGCCGAGGCUGCUGGAGACAUCUCAGCCGAGCAGAAGCAGGUCCUCUGCUCCUCAGGUGAGUCCUGGACACGCCCUCCAUGUCCUUCUGCUUCCUGGUGGAGAAGACCAAAGGCUUCUGCUUCUGGUUCAGUCACAGAGAGGGAGUUCCUGGAGGGCUUCAGGAAGGACGACGGCGAGCCCACCGCCCUGCUCUUUGUGCGGGAGUCACCCCGCCAGAAGACCAGGGAUGGAGCCAAACGUCUGGCCAAGUUCAAGGACAUCUCGGUGGACGGGCUGCUGGACAUGGAAGCUGAGGAACUCCUCUCUGGGCUGAAGUCCCGUCUGUACGCCACGUCCAAGAAGGUCCUCAACCUGCACUGUGUGGAGCUCAGCAAGGGAGGCGUCGACCCCAAACGCAAGGAGCACGCUCAGUACCUGGACGCCGUCUGCCAGCAGUUCGUCUCCCAGUUGACGGCCCGGGUGGGAGCGGCGGCCGGCCCGGCGGAGGCGGGGAGGAGGAGGACGGCGUGGGGAAGCUCAGAGAAGGAGGAGGAGGAGUGUGACUGGGUGGUGGAGGAGGUGAGGCGGCACUCGGCCACCGCCGCUGAGCUCAGCAAAGGUCUCCACGGCAGAGACGGGCUCCUGGGGAAGAUCUGCCUCACCCUGUGGGAGUCCAGCGCAGCCCGGCACGGCCCGCUGGUGGUCCACGGCGCCGCCGGCAUGGGGAAGACCACGCUGCUGUGCAGACUGGCGCAGGAGAUGCGUGGCGUCCUGGAGGCCGGGGCGGUGCUGGUGGUCAGGCUGCUGGCGGCCGGUCACCCUCACAGACCCGACGUCAGCCACCUUCUGCACAGCGUCUGCCUGCAGGUGUGUCUGGCCUGCCGCCUGCCGCCGCCCCCCCUGCUGGCCGUCAGCUCUCACCUGGAGAUGCGGCUCUUCUUCCAGAAGAUGCUGGAGGACGUGUCCCAGCAGGGCAACACGCUGCUGGUGGUCCUGGACUCUCUGGAGCAGCUAGCAGACCGCCAUCAGGCUUACAAGCUGCGCUGGCUGCCCACAGACGUCCCUCCAAACGUCCACCUGCUGGUGUCCCUGGACUCCGCCAGCGAGGCCUUUGCUCACCUGCGGCUGAAGCUGGGCGCUGCGGGGAAGCUGUUUGAGGUGCAGCGUCUGUCUCCUGAUGAGGGGGAGCAGGUGAUGGAGUCCUACCUGCAGGCUUCUCAGCGAACUUUGACCCGGCAGCAGAGGGACGCCGUGCUGCAGAGCUUCACGCCCACCGGCUCCCCGCUUCACCUGAAGCUCAUGCUGUCUGCCAACAAACGCUGCGCUUCCUUUACGCCGCCAGCAGAGCUGCUGCUGGGCGCCAGUGCACAGGAAGUGAUGUCACAGCUCCUCCUGAACCUGGAGAAGAAACACGGGAAGCAACUGGUGGGCGGAGCCUUGGCGUACAUCGUGUUGGCGAGGAGGGGCCUGUUGGAGGCGGAGCUGCGUGACGUCUUGUCGCUGGAUGAUGAUGUCAUCGGGGAGGUCUACAGGUGUUCCCUUCCUCCGACGCCUUCGCUGAUACGGUUGCCCCCCCUCCUGUGGGCCCGGCUCAAGCGGGACCUCGAGGACCAGCUGGAGGAGCGAUGGAGCGAUGGAGUCGCUGCCGUUGCCUUCAGCAGCCGGGUUCUCUCAGAGGUGGUCAAAGCCCGCUAUCUGACCCCAGAGCGACGUGGACGGACUCACAGGACCCUGGCGGAGUACUUCCUGGGUCGCUGGUCUGGUAAACUGAAGCCAGCGGCUCUGCCGGGUCUGACGCUGCUGCUGUCUGACAGGAAGGUUCCACCGCAGCCGCUGUGGUUCACUGAAGGGUUGGCCAACGUCCGGAAGCUUGAAGAGCUGCCCUAUCACCUGCUGCAUGCUGGUCUGUGGGAGGAGCUACGACAGGAAGUAAUAGGCAGUGCUGAGUGGCUGUUCUGUAAGAGCCGGGUCUGCGGCGUCUCCAGCGUCAUCAGCGACCUGGACCAGUGCUCCAGAUCCAUGGACUGCUCAGAAACCCAGCUGGUCCGGGACGCCCUGAUCCUGAUGAGACCCGGCCUGGACGUCCUGGCAGGACAAAUGGACCGGUCUCUGUUCUACUCCGAGCUGCUGGCCCGGCUCUCCUCGCUGUCCUCCCUCGCUGUGAUUGGUCAGCUCUGCAGCCAGUGUGAGGACCGGCUCCAGACGAGUCCGCAGCCGGUUCUGAUCCCGAGGAGCAGCUUCCUCCAGCAGCCAGGGGGGGCGCUGCAGCACACGCUGACCGCAGCACACGGAGGUGUUCUCUGUCUGGAUGUGGGCGUGGCCGUGCAGCUACUGGUCACGGGGUCAGCUGAUGGCGUGGUGGCGGUCUGGAGCCUCGGUGACAAACAGCUGGAGCACGCGCUGCAGGGACCUGCAGCCGCCAUUUUGUCUGUGAGGAUCAUCGAAAGCUCCGCCCACUGCCUCUCAUUGGCUGCAGACGGUGCCCUGAGGAGGUGGAGCUUAACGAGCGGCCAACAGCUUCUCUGCAUCCAGGAGGCGGGGCCUGCUGGCUCCGCCCCUUCUUCAGUUCACUUGCAGGUGUCAGACGAGCUGAUGUUUGUUUACACCUGGACGCAGGUGAAGGUGUGGAGGCCGGACGGAACCGAGGUCCAGCUCGGCGGCAGUGGGGACGUGGGGGUUCUGGGGGUUCUGGGAAACUCUGUGGUGUCUCUGCAGGACGCUGAACGGGUCAGAAUCCACGACCCGGUUACCGGGACCCGGUCUGUGGUGAAGCUGAGCCGGUGCCUGACUCCGGUCCGGGCGGUGACGGCGCCUAAAGGCGGGACGGUGCUGGUGGUGUCGGAGGACGGGUUCCUGCAUCAGAUCUCCAAGUCAGGCAGACAAACCAGCGCCGAGUUUCCUCUGCGUCCGUCUCUCGUCUGCGUCUCAGAGGACGAGAAGGUCCUGCUAGCAGGCUGCGAGCGGACUCUGAGUCUGUUCCACAUCUGCAGCGAUUCUGUGGACGGCUUCCUGGACCUGCAGCACGACGACCAGGUGCUGUCGGCCUGCGUGUCCUCAGACUGCAGACACGUGGUCUCUGGAGCUGCAGACCAGCUCAUCAGGGUCUGGUCCGUCACCACCGGCCUCCUGCUGGACGUCUUGUGCGGCGCCGACGCUCCGGUCGCCUCCCUGCUCCUCUACGACGGCCUCGUAGUGUCGGCCUCCCCGGCGGCGCCGGCGGUCCAGCUGUGGAGCCUGAAGUACGACGGCAGCCACAAACGGCCCGCCCACAUCCCGGCAGGCUCCGCCCACGCCGCCGUCACCAGAGAUGGAGAUCAGGUGUUCUACGUCCAGCGGCAGAGCCAGAGGGAGGUGAUGAGUUGGGACAGCCGCGCAGGUUCUCUGUCGGAGCGCUUGGCCGUCUCCGCUGAGGUCAGCUGUCUGGAGCUGGUGCAGCACAAGCGUCUGCUCCUGUGCGGCCUGGCGAGCGGCACCGUGCUCAUCUACCCGCUGAGCCUCCCCCAGGAGGCGCUGUGCAUCCCGCCCCCAGAGAGCCGCUCCCCGGUGCUCUGCCUGGCCGUCAGCCCCCAGGAGCAACACCUGGCCGUCGCCUACCUGGACUCCGUCUGCCUCUUCCAGCUCAGCAGCAGAGACGCCUUCCCCACGGUGGAGGGGCCCCUGGGGAGGGCCCCGCUGUCGCUGCUCCACGCCCCGCCGUCCUGCAUGGCCCUGCUGCCCGACCGCCGCCUGCUGUACGGCACCGGCUGCGGCGAGGUGAAGCUGCACGACUUCGGCGGCGGCGCCGGCUCCGACCUGCAGCCCCACCGCAGCAGGAUCACCUGCGUCUGCUGCAGCAACUGGGGGACGCAUGCGCUGGUGGGCUCCCAGGACGCCACGCAGAGGCUGUGGGCCCUGGCCCCGCUGGCCCUGGACCACACCAUGGAGUACAAGGGUCUGUUCUUCGAGGGCGUCGUCUGCGCCGCGUUCUCCGACAGCGACCGGUUCGUCUUCACCGGAUCUCUGGACCGAACCAUCAAGGUCUGGGACGUGGCUUCAGGAAAGCUUCUGUACGUUCAGUACGUCUACUCGCCCGUCGUCCGCAUGCUGACCUGCAGGAACGGCUUCCUGGCGCUGUCCCUGCAGGGCUCCAUCAUCCGGGAGGCCUUCCGCUGUCCGGACCUCAUCGGCCCGGACUACGACCCUCUGACCCACGUCAGCGCCCAGUACCGGGUCACCUCCAGGGAGAAGGACCGGGACGCUCAGCAGAACUGCGUGUCCGCUCUGCAGGACUUCAACCCGGCCCAGAUCAACCUGAACCUCGUGAGCAUGCUCAGAACCAAACCCUCGCCUGCCUGCGUCCUCCUGUAGGGCACCAGAACUCCCAGAACCCAGAACCCAGAACCCAGACAUGAAAAUCAGCUUCAGCUUUAUUCUGGAAGGUUACGCAGAAACUUUAACGAAUGAUUUCCUCCUCUUCAUCAGACUCUGUGCUCAACAUGUUCUGUUAAAAUCUGCUGGUGUCUAAAAAUGAUUCAUUCAAGUGGAGAAAAGUUCUGCUCCCAGCAGCACCACUGGUGGUUAAACGGUCCAAUCAGUUUCAGUUCAGUUCUGUCUGUAUAGCUCCAAUUAACAUCACAUCACGUCAUCAUCUUAAGGUUCUUUCCAAAGUCAGCCUCCAUCAGAUCCUCCAGGUUGGUGAGAAAGUUUCCUCUCUAAGGAAACCCA